UUGCGUCCGACAGUGGGACCGUGUGGAGACCGCGGAGGAGUGGGAUGCCCGGUUGGACAGAGAGGUGGAGGAGCGGUUGCACACUUUGUCAGGAUGGGAGGGCCGGUUUGCGUAUCUGGAGGAACAACGUCGAUUGAGGGAGUUGGAGACAGGGGGGACAGUGGAGGUGACGCCGACGACGUGGAUAUCUGUGGGGAGGCUGUUGUGGGAGAGGUCCGAGAGGGUGUUGUCAGAGAGGAUAUCAACGUGGGUGGCGGAGGAGAGGGUGUCCCCAUGGGUGAUGAGGGACAGGGUGUCGCCACGGCUGGUGGGGGGGAAGGUGGACCCGGUGGAGAUGUUGACGGCGACCAUCGCGGUGAGAACGAGGACGGAUCCGACGAUCGCGACGGCAGUGGCGAUCACGGUGGCGACGACGAUGAGGAGAUGCUCGCUUUGGUCGUGAGGGACCCUACACUACCUCUCCUACGCCCCGACGACUUCGCGCAGGUUAUGCUCGACGCCGACGAUUUGGCGCAAGUCGGUACUCAGGACCCUUUCCCCCAUACGGGCCGCAGAAGCGGCGAGAGGCGCCGCCUUGGAGGGGCGUAUUCACCCCCAGCCUACCUCGUGCAGAGCCCUCGAUGGUCGGGCUCGUCGCUUAGCGGCAUCAGAGGGAGGGGUCCAGGGUGGUUGAGGGCGGGUCGGGCCGCAGCGACAGGGGCGGAUCUGCCGGAUCGAUGCCCCCACAACCCGCACGGGCCGCGGAUGUUAGCGACAAGGAGACGACGACCCGUGUGCACAUUAGUGGUUCCCCGUCGCCUGUCCGAGGUGGUGUCGCUGGCGGAUGGGCAGCUCAUUGAUAGGUCACGGUCCAGUUGAGGGUGGAUUACGACUCCGGGACGGGCGCCUUCGCAGGACGUUUGUCACCACGGACUCAGGCUUCGGGCAGCAGCUGCGAGGGUGGCUCCGGACGUCU
Molecule: messenger RNA, 955 nt
Organism: Chara braunii
Lineage: Eukaryota; Viridiplantae; Streptophyta; Charophyceae; Charales; Characeae
Source: the annotation of a GenBank genome assembly